Salvelinus fontinalis (brook trout) is the source of this 9451-nucleotide messenger RNA. RefSeq names its product histone-lysine N-methyltransferase ASH1L-like. Gene Ontology annotation, molecular function: DNA binding. Lineage: Eukaryota; Metazoa; Chordata; Actinopteri; Salmoniformes; Salmonidae. The transcript has 12 exons. The record is from RefSeq and is a predicted model, not a curated record. The coding region runs from base 1225 to 7407 and encodes 2060 amino acids.
AGGCCAAGAGAAAGCAAGGCUUGAUAUGUCGUCGCCAUUUUGUUCGUUUUUUUUAAUAUCAUUAUGUAUUUCUAAAUAAUUUAGACUAUUUUGUGAACAUAAGUUUUAGAUACUUUUUCAAAUCAUUUAGAUGCACAUUGAACUAUUGAGGUAUUUUAUUAUUUCGGCCAACUGCACAUAUAGCUUCUGAAUAGAUUUUCUCAUGAAAGUUGCCUUUGCUAAGAGAUUGCUGGCGUAUGUUUUCAUCAUUUAUAACGAGAGAAGCUCGCAACAAUGCAAUCGAAUAGAAAGCCUAGCUGUCAACAAUGUUUUGGCACAGAAUGACGCAGCCUCACGGGGGGCGUUCACCGUUCUCGAGCACAGUGCACGAUCUGAUCAGUCUGAAGGAAACAAUGUAGCCUAACUUUCCCUUUUCCUGGCUGGCUGAGAAAGUUACAAAAUAAACAAAACAAAACUGGCCGGCGAGUGAAACCCCACCUCCCCCAUUUUUUAUUACAAAAUAAAACAUAGGAUUUUGUUUGUGUAAAAAAAAAAAAAUCACAAGGAAUUCAGCUACACAUUUGUUUAAUUUAGGAAAUAUGUUCCCAAGUAUACCACAAAUUAAAAAAGAGACAUGUCUUUUGUAUGUGAUCAUGUCUCAAUGUAAUCAAGGUAUGAAAUUAUUGUUAUUUUCAAAAUACAAUAUAUUAUUGGAAUUAGUUGUGGUGAAUUUGCAUCAUUAUUAUAAUUAUGUCCCGGCCCAUAACCAUCGACUCCGCGGCUGAAUCUAGUUUCGCCUGCAGUACUGUAACUAGCUCUCCACCUAGCUGUCGAGACAAGUUACUACGGAGAAUGCUACUGUAGUGUCUUCAACCGAGCGCUAUGAAAACCGCGCGCAAAUGUUGUUCUCUUCUGUAUCCAGCCAGCCUAUGCGUAGGGUUUUCUAGGAGAAUUAGGCCUAGCGACUUUAGUUAUGUAACCAAACCAAUAUCUGAAUACAUCGCAUGAUUGUUGACGGUUGUCAGGAGGAUAGGACAGUAUCACCAAGCUCUCUUAUCCUGUCUAAUGUAGGCUAAACGCAGUUCUGGGACACGCACGCUCGUUCAAGCCUGACUGACCGACAGAGAGGGACAGAGCGCUGGACAGUUGGGUCAAGAAAGCCUUUUAAUAUUUAAUCUCUGGACAUUACCUGUUCCCUUCCACCCUGGGUGCUGCACCCCCCACCCCUCCCCCCUCACAUCUCUGAUGGACCAGAGAGCGAAGGGGGGCCCAUCUUUACCUCCACCAUCCUCACCGCCUCUCCUCCCCACAGCCCCACCACAGCAGUACCCAGAGAAAGAGGUAGGCGGUGGGACGAGGAAGAGGAUAGAGAAGGAAGGAGGUGGUGCAGUACUGGAGGUGCUCAUUGAGGGGUGCUGUGGUGCUGCAGGGCAGAGACAGCUCCCAUUCCCAGGCAGUGAGAGGAGCUGCACUGAAGGCAAUGUGAGGCUGAGGAUCGGAGUCCAAACGGCCAAACGCACCAAGAAACCCCCCAGGACCCUGGAGGGCUACGAGUGUAAACCCCCCAUCAGGACGUACCAGAGGCCUGGGAGGGGGGCAGCAGGGAGGGGGAGUCAGGAGGGAGGGGGGAGUGGGCAGGGGAACAGCCCUCAGGAGGAGGGGGACGGAGAGCAGAACCAGGGGUCAGACCCCAGCACCACCCAGACCAGGAAGAUACACUCCUCCUCGCCUCCGUCUUCAUCAUCAUCAUCAUCAUCAGCCCCUACAACCACCCCUCCCAGCCCAGCCAACCCUCAGACUGCACCAGCCAAACAGCAGGUCCCUGUGAACCUGGGCUAUAAGAAGUCAGACACCCUACCGGAGAAACCAAGGCACCCUGACCCACCUGAUGCCCACAGCAAACUACUCUCACCUGCCCAAAUGGACCAGGCAACCCCCUCUGACCCCACAGCUUCAUCCCCCCAUUCCCCCCCUCCCUCAUCACCCCAAUCCCCCUUGGUAAAGGACCCUAGCGGUGAGGCAGGUGUUAAGGGUGAGGGACGUAUGCUGAAUGGGGGAGUACCUACAGUCACCUGCCAUCCUACCAGACUCACAAAGGUCAAAGGUCGCAAACAGAACUGUUCUUCCUCAGCCACCCCCACUAACGUGAACUCAACAACAAGACCUCCAGCCUCCAGCCCCCAUCAGGCUGACCUUGCAGCCCAGGACAAGACUUCAGGCUUCAGCUGCCCUCCUACACCGCCCCCAUCCACACCCCUACUUCCAGACCAGAGAGGAGCCCCAGUGGCUGAUGGGAGACUGAGUCCUGCUGCCUCCCUCGCCAGCCUGAGCAAGGGACCAUUACUACCGUCCUCUGUGGGAAAUGAGAGAGGGAAGGAGGAGAAAGCCAAGAAGAAGAAAGAGAGAGAUGACAAAGCGAGGGGUGAGAAAGGGAAGGGUAAGAGAGGGGAGAAGGGGAGAGGGAAGGAGGACAGAGGGAGGAAUGAGAAGAUAGACAGAGAUGAGAGAGGGAAGGAGGGAACUGGGAUGGAUGAGAGCGGGAGGGAUAUGACGGGGAAGGAGGAGAGAAAUGGGGACGAGGACAAGGAAAGAGAGAAGCCCAGAGACUUGAGGACGAAUAAAUCGCUCUCUUCUACAAAGUGUCAGAUGUUGUCUGAUGUUCAGAGCAGGAAGACGGGUACACCCAGCCCAGACCUGACCAGCAGAACAGGGGAAUCAGAUGAUACUGGUGCCCCCUCAAGACCCACCGUCUCUCCCUCCAACCCAUCCACUGCCUCCUCUCCCCUCACCUCCCUCCCUCCUCCCUCUCUCUCUCUCCACUCUUCCUCUCCUCCUACCUCCCCCCGAGAGCAGGACAGCCGUCCGCUGAAGAAGCGUAAGACCCGACGGCCAAGCUGGACCAGGCUGGUGAACCGGGCACAGAGACUGGCAGAGAACCCAGAUGGCCCCCAAGAUGCCCCCUUAGUUGCCCCACAGACCCCCACUACACCCCAGACAUCCCCCACUACCCCCCAGACACCCGCAACUACCAACUCACCCAAACUAUGGUCAGCUGAGUCAUGCCUAGCCCCCUCCGUUCCCUCACCCUCCAGUCUUUCCUCCCUCUCCUCCUCUACCUCCACCCCUGUGAGACACAGACCAGCAGGGCGACCCCCAUCCCCCACCCAGUCUCACAUGUUGACCUCUGACCCUAGCCCUUCACCUGGACCUGACCGUCCCGUCUCUCAGGCCAGAAAAAGGGGUCGCCCCAAAUCCCAAACCUCGAGCUUGGACGAACCCCAACCCAGACACUCCCCCAAACCUACCCGAGCUGAGAUGCUCCCUCAUGGGCAUGAUGAGACUCCGGACCCCCAUGUGCUCAACCCAGUGCUGGAUCACAGUCCCACCCUCACCAAUCCCUCUAGCCCCAACCCCACGCCCAGGAAACGAGGUCGCCCCAAACGGCUGCCCCCCUCCCCCCUCCUCCCCAAACAGACUCUCCAGGACCAGAACAGGGAUACACUGACCCCCUCUGGAGGUGAUGAGGGGGGUAAAGACUUCCCCUCUGGAAAGGGGAACAGGAAGCUGAGGAUGAGGAGCAUCAUCGGAGAGAUGAAGAGGAGGAAGAAGAGGAGGUUACUCAGGGAAAUGCUUUCUGGGUGUGGAGGGGGGAAGGAGGGGAGAGGAAGAGAGGGAGGUAGAGAGAGCUCUCGUGGGUGUGCAGGAGGGGUGUGUGGGUCGGCCACAGCACCCUCCCUGUCCUCAUCCUUUGGGGGUAAACUAGGUCCCCAGAUCAACGUGAGUAAGAGGGGAACCAUCUACAUGGGGAAGAGGAGAGGACGCAAACCCAAAGCUCUAGCUAACUCUAACCCUGCCUCUCAGUCCACACUGUUCACCAGUCUCUCUAGUCCCUCUCUCUUCUCCUCUCCCCAGCCCCAUCCUCCCCUCUCUCACCCAUUCCCCUCCCCAUCUCUCACCCACUCCAGUGGAGCCCAGAGCCCUUACAGUGAUGGAGGCUGCACAGAACCUGCUCCCUCCCUCUUCCUCCCCCACACCUUCUCCCUCCCCUCACCCUCCUCCUCCUGCGCAUCGCCACGUCCUCUCUCCUCCUCCUUCUCCUCCUCCUCCUCAUCCCUCUCUCCCUCCCUUAAGAGGAGUUCUCCAGGUCAGGGACGACAUCCCCUCUUCCACCAUCCCUCCAGCAGACUCUCUUCUCCUCCUCUUCCUCACCCUCUUUACCCCCAUCUGCCUGUCUUCCCCACACACCUGAAAGAGACCACACACUCACCUAUCAGUAAAUCACACAGCAAGGAGAUGUUGCCUAGUGACAGUGUGAUUGGAAUGGACCACAACACUAUCUCAGAGCGGGGGGAGAGGAGGGGCCGAGGGAGAGGGGGGGUAACCAUGGGAAUGACCUCAGAUGUCACCAGGUCAGUGUUUCGGACAGGUUUAGGGGUCAACCUGAAGGGUCAGAGACAACUCUCGCCCUCCAUGUUACUAGAACACCCCCCCCCUGUACCCUCACCCAUCAGAGUAUCAGCCUCACCCCCCUCUCCCCCCUCUGCCUCCCCCAGACACACACCUCCUUCUGACUUAGUGGAACCCAGAGACAGGCACAGGCGGAGGGGGUAUGAAUGUCCCUAUACCUGCCCCCCCUGCCCCUGCCUAGGGCACAACCAGCGCUCCCACCUGGCCCUCUGUCCCUGCCCUGGGCACAACCAGCGCUCCCACCUGGCCCUCUGUCCCUGCCCUGGGCACAACACACACAAGAGACAGAAACACAAACGCAAGAGGAAGUACCAGCACCUGCUCAUGCAUGCGCACGACCCAGACUUCCUCUCUGAACUGGACGAUCUCAUUGGGCAGUUCAGCGAGGUCCGCAUCGGGCGCCACCGUGAUUGGGCCAGAGCUGGAUUGGGGCAGGAUCUCGAUGAGAGUGGGGGGAAAAGACGCCACUCUUCCUUAUUGUCAUCGCAAAAUUUCCGCUCAAACGUUUACAGAAUCAACUUGAGUGGAUACUACUCGCCUCACCCCCUGUCUUACCCCCCUCACCCCUCCCUCUCCCCGCUCCACCCCCACCCCUGCCACGGCCUGCCUUAUGGCAGCAGCAAGCCAGAGCAGAGGUUGAGGUGUGGCUGUCCCACCAAGCCCUGUGAGUCCCUAGACCAGGGUGACUGUGGCCAGGGGCGGAGGUGUGCCUUACAGGGUAUCACAGGGCACCUCCACCCCUCCUCUCUCAGUACCCCCUUGUCCUCUUCCACCACCCCCAUGCCUCUGGGUUUUGGCUACUACAGAGGCUAUCCUCUGACCAUGGCCCAUUACCCAAACCCACACCCCUCCUUUCCCCUGCCUCCCCCUCACCCCUACGCCCCCCACCACCCCCACCUCCAACCCCCUCAGCUCCUCCUCAACCCAGCCCGGUUCUACAGGAGGAGGAGCAGGCAGCUGAGGGAGGCUGGGUUGGGUGGAGGUGGAGGUGAGGACGUGGGGGUUAGGGGUGAGGGAACGAGGGCAGGGGUCCGUUCCUGUCCAGCAGGGUCCAUCCCUGGUCGGUCCUGUGUCUAUGGGGGGAGUGAACACAAGCUCAGACACAAACAUCGUCACAGACAGCGUGAUCGUGAUGGAAAGGAAGAAGAGGACGAGAGAGUUGCAGGGUCACAGCUAAGGUCAGAGUUCACCACAGGGUCAGGAGGAAGUAGAAAGACUGGAGGACAAGGGAGUGGUGGGUUGAUGGAGUCUCCAUGGCAACAUAGGCACAGCAAAUACCCCUCUUCUUUCUUCUCUGCUUCUGCUAAACCAGCCUCUUCAUCAUCAUCAUCAUCAGAAAGGCUCAAACACACACCCCUCACCUGUCUAGGCUCCUCUCACCUGUCCUCGUUUGGGGAGGGCUGGGGGGUCCGGCAGAACCCCUGGCUGAGGAGAGGGGGGCUGGGGGCUGGAUUCAGACCCCCCGAUCCCACCUGGGGCACUCUGACAGAAGGGCAGAGGACGGCCGCUGUGUGGGGGUCAGAGAGAGAGGCGGGAGAGAGACACACACCCUGUCACAGCACCUUCACCCCCCCGACACACACCAACCUCUUCACCUCCUCUGCCACCAGUGGGAGGGGCAUGAGGAGGGGAAGAGACAAUUGGAGACCAGGGAGUCAAGACGGGUCACUGAGGAGUGAGAAGCCAUCACAGACAGAGAGGAGAGGCACAGACCCACACUAUGACCUGAGCAGAAGGCAACUGAAGUGGCUGAGAACCGGUCAAAGUUUUGGGGCUAAGAGAGGGCCUGGAAGACCCAGGAAGAAACCUCUAGCCUCCCCUUUGGUCUACCCCUUCCUCUGUCCUACAAGCCAACCAAACCCUCCAACUGAGACAGACGUCCAGAACAGAGACAGAAACAGAGGGGGAGGAGAUUCAGUACAAGAGGUGAUUGAAUCUGUAAUUCAGAGCCAGAGGAGGAGAAGACGGAAGAGGAGGCGCAUUGAGAAAGAGGAGGUCGAGCAUCCAUCCUGUCUCCAAAGUUCUGGUGAAGGUGAGCCAGUCACCCACACCCCCUCCAUAUGCACAGGCCAAUCAGAGCUAACCCAAACUCCAUCCCUAACCCCGGCCAGCCAAUCAGAUAAGGGAGCUGACCAGCUGCCUAGGAAGAGGUUUCAGAGGGCGGGGCUCUACUCAGAUGACUACAAAACUACAGAUCCCUCCUCUCAGAACCAGCUGAACAGAGAGAGACUGGAAUAUACACCAGGAGAACAAGACUACAGCCUCCUGCCUGCUCCCAUACAUGUUGGGAAGUACCUAAGAAUGAGACGUAUUGACUUUCAGUUGCCCUUUGACGUCAUGUGGCUCUUCAGGCACAACCAGCUCCACAAAGAGCCAGAUGUUCCUCUGACCAGAGAGAUCUCAUCCUACCAACCAAAAGAGAAGAGCCUGUCCAGUCACCAGACAGGGGUGUCCCUCCCUCCCUCUCCCCAGGAGGAGUGUUCCAGUCACCAGACAGGGGUGUCCCUCCCUCCCUCUCCCCAGGAGAAGGGUUCCAGUCCCAGUAGGAAGCUGUUUCCCUACCUGGACAUGGAGCCUAUGACCACCAGUGACGGGGUGUUCGUCCUGAAGCACCACGUGUUCCUUUUGAGGAACUGGGAGAGGGUCAGAGACAGACAGAUACGCCUGAGGAGGGGGAGAGAGGAGGAACGAGAGAAAGAUGGAGGAGGAGUUUCCAGCUAUGUAGCUACUGGGGACAACAACAGCCACAUCAUGUCAGGUCGACAAAUGGCGGGGAAGAAGAAGGUUGUGGUGACUAGUGAGUCCCUUCGUGAUCCCCAGUGCCCCCAUAACCCCCUCAGCACCACGCCCCAUCUCACUGAGAACAGACAAGAGGAGAAGAAGCAGGUGGAGGAGGAGCGCUGGAGGGAGGUCCGGAAGGAGCGACUGAACAACAUACUCUUGAAGCUGCGGCAGACAUGAUUGGUGGGAGAGGACAAGGAAGGAAGGAGGGGGGAAAUCUCAGCUCAGUCUCUCUUCUUCUUCCAAGUAGCUCAGUUCAGCUAACUUUGCACUAGUAUUGGGGGGGGGAGAAAGCUUCCCUGAAAUGAUUUGUUAUAAAGAUGAUUUUGGGCUUUGUUUCUGAGAGGAAUGAGGGUGUUGUUGUUUACUGUACCAUUGAGAAUGAUUGAGAAUGAUUGACAGACGGUCAGCAGACCAGUGACAGUCUGAUUUACUAGUCAGAGAGGGCGGAAGGGAUGGAUGGAGACCAUAGAGUCUUAAGGCUGGAUUCAAUUCAUAUUGAGGAAGAUAUAGCUCGAUUUAAAUGUAAAGGAAAUGUUCCCGUGUUCUCGCUGACUACAUUCACGGUAAACGCUGCAUGUCGGCUCAAUCUGAAAUUACCAUGACAAUAUCAUUUUUUACAAUUUUACCCCCUUUUUUGUGAUAUCCAAUUGCGAUCCAAUUACGAUCUUGUCUCGUCGCUGUAACUACCCAAUGGGCUCGGACAUGUGAAGGUCGAGUCAUGCGUCCUCCAAAGCGUGACCCAAGCCGCGCUUCUUAACACCUGCUUGCUUAACCCGGAAUGUGUCGGAGGAAACACCGGCCAACUGACGACUGUCAGCUUGCAGGUGCCUGGCCUGCCACAAGGAGUCGCUAGAGGGCGAUGAGCCAAGUAAAGGCCUCCCCGGGCCAAACCUUCCACUAACCCGGACAACCCUGGGCCAAUUUUGCGCCGCCCUAUGGGACUCCCGGUCACAGCCGGUUGUGACACAGCCUGGGAUCGAACCCCAGGUUGUAGUGACACCGCAACACUGCGAUGCAGUGCCAUAGACCACUGCCAUAGACCGCUGCACCCCUUGGGAGGCCUAUCUCUACAUUUUUAUGCAGAUCUUCUGCGAUACUUCCGCAAUACACAGCCCUUCGGGUUUGAUUCAAUCCCUGAUGCUGAAGUUCGGCGCUAUAGCGUGAUUCAGGUGUAAAAGUAAUUUUCAAUUGAGCCGACAUAUGCAGUUUUUACCGUGAAUUCAGUCUCCGCUAACGUGGAAACAUUGCCUUUAAUGUUCUCUUCAGCUCUACGUAUUGAAUCGAGCCUUUAAUGUAAAAGUGCCAUGUUGUAAAUAAACUGACGCCUGAGUGAGUUCAAUCUCCAAAAGCAAUACGUCCUGUAAGGAUUUCAGUACAAUAACUUUAAUAUCACUACCAGUACCAGCUAGAGACCCUUCUAUGUAUCAAACCAAGUAGUUUUUAUUGCCUUAGUGAAUAUGAUCAUUUCAAGAUCGUUAUAUUAUACCAAUGAUAAUGCAGUAACAUUGACCUAAGUAAUGUAAUGAAUCAAUUUCAUAAUUGAUAGUUAUUAUCUAAGCGUUAAUAGUUAAAGGCCUUCAUUUUGCUACAAAGUGUUAAAUAUUGCUAUGAUUGUAUAUGACUUUCUUUUCUUCACCUGUUUACUUUUUCUGACUGAUGGAAUGUUCUCUUUUUAUUUGGUCAGACAAUCAGGAAAAUGAAUUGAAUCUGAGAUUUGUAACCAUUCACUUGUACAGUUCUCUUUGGUGCAGUUUCUAGUUUGACUUUGAACUCUAAGUUGAAUGUUUUAUAGUUGACCUGUGUAUUUGCUUCACUCACUAUUGCCAAUGGGGGAUUAGGAAUAUUAUAGCAUUCAUCAAUAUAGUGAAGGGUUAUUUAUGUAGUUUGCAUGAAAUGUAACUUUGGGCUGGAUUCAAUCCGUAUCGCGGAAGAUCGCAUUAAAGUGUAAAGGUCAUUUCCGAUUAAGCCGACAUAUGCAGUGUUUAUCUUGAAUGCAGUCUCCACGAACGCGGGAACAUUGCCUUUAAAUUUAAAUGGAGCAAUAAAGCAGAUCUCCCGCGAUACUUCUGCGAUGCGGUGAGAAUCCAACCCUUUGUUGUACAAUUUAAAUUGCUGCUUAUAACCUGUCUUUGGAGAAAAUACCACAGUUCAUCUGACAGAAUGUAAUUUCAAACAUUGACCUUAUUAUCAAUAACAAUAAAAUGGCGUUUUUGUUUACAAA